Hordeum vulgare subsp. vulgare (domesticated barley) is the source of this 609-nucleotide messenger RNA. RefSeq names its product protein CONSERVED IN THE GREEN LINEAGE AND DIATOMS 27, chloroplastic-like. Lineage: Eukaryota; Viridiplantae; Streptophyta; Magnoliopsida; Poales; Poaceae. The transcript has a single exon. The coding region runs from base 1 to 609 and encodes 202 amino acids. The record is from RefSeq and is a predicted model, not a curated record.
AUGGCCGCCUCGCCCUCCCUCCACGCCCCCCGCCUCCUCCCGCUCCUCCCGAACCCCGCCCCGAGCCUCGUCGGGCCCCGGCACUGGCCGCGGAGGCGCCUCGCGAAGGCGCAUGCGGUGCCGCCGUCACGGAACAACAACUCGGCGGGGACGGACUGGUGCCCGGUGCCCCCGGAGCAGCGGCCCGUGAACGAGUACGAGGCGCUGGCCACGUCACUUCCCUUCUCCUGGGCGGCGGGGGACCUGGUGCUCUACUUCUCCCGCCUCGCCUUCACGAUGGCUGCAUUCGCGUUCUUCGUCGGCCUCCCCGUCGCGGCCUUCGGCGGCCGCGGGGGCGCCGGCGGCGACGCCCCGCACCUCGCGCUCGGGGCCACCGGCUCCGGCAUCCUUGCCGUCACGCUCGCCGUCGUGCGGAUGUACCUCGGCUGGUCCUACGUCGGGAACCGCAUGCGCUGGAUGUCGCUGGUGGUGGAGGAUUUCUGUUCUAGAAUGGGAGGAGAUCGGGGGAAAGAACAACCUGAGACAUUCCCAAGAGACGUGGUUCGCUGUGUUGACGCCGUCGGAGGAGAGCUCCGAUCCAAUCGCCCAGUAAGAUGCGGUUUAGAAUAA